CGCAAGGCUCCAGCGACAGAAUCAGUUGUCAAAUCAAUAUUUCCAUCAAAACAAAUUUCCGCUAAAUUGAACAGCCUUCGCUCGAAUCAGUCAAAGCACGGGAUCCCGCUACAUCCACAGCACCACGAUGACUACCGAUGUGAAGGAAACACCGGCAAAUGAGUAUUCCGUCGCGUUCGUAACCGUACCGGACAAUACGGUGGCGGUUAAUAUGGCCCGGCAGCUCGUUGAGAAAAGUUUGGUGGCGUGCGUUAAUAUCAUCCCCGGGCUGACGUCCAUUUACGCGUGGGAGGGUAAGAUUAAUGAAGAUUCGGAAGUGUUGAUGAUGAUCAAGACGCGUACCUGUCGGGUGGAGGAGCUGAUCAAAUUCGUACGUGAAAUCCACACAUACAGCGUGGCGGAGGUAAUUGCAUUUCCGAUUGCGAGCGGGAAUGCACCGUAUCUGGACUGGAUUGGAAAAACUGUCCCAAAAGCUGGCACUGCGUAAGGGGUAUCGUCGGGUGUGAGGUGGUUUUCUUAAAAUGAAAAAGAGAUCUAAGCGUGUUAUAAUUUUUGAAUUCUGGGCGUAAUGGAAUUGGUGUAUGAAAUUAAGGGGGUAAAGGAUAUUAUGUAGAAUAUAGAUUGUUUUGCCUAAAUCACUAUGAGUCUGUUUUUUUGUGGUAAAUUUGUCAGUUAGAAAUUAAAUAUUCUCUGCCAAAUCUGAUCUAUCUUGUCAAGUUAACCAUUUC
Messenger RNA from Anopheles moucheti, 728 nucleotides. Its product is annotated as protein CutA homolog. Lineage: Eukaryota; Metazoa; Arthropoda; Insecta; Diptera; Culicidae. Gene Ontology annotation, biological process: response to metal ion. The transcript has 2 exons. The coding region runs from base 128 to 487 and encodes 119 amino acids. The record is from RefSeq and is a predicted model, not a curated record. Gene Ontology annotation, molecular function: copper ion binding.